Pieris rapae (cabbage white) is the source of this 817-nucleotide messenger RNA. RefSeq names its product DNA-directed RNA polymerase III subunit RPC8 (gene Polr3H). The record is from RefSeq and is a predicted model, not a curated record. Gene Ontology annotation, molecular function: DNA-directed RNA polymerase activity; DNA binding. Lineage: Eukaryota; Metazoa; Arthropoda; Insecta; Lepidoptera; Pieridae. The coding region runs from base 171 to 800 and encodes 209 amino acids. Gene Ontology annotation, biological process: DNA-templated transcription; transcription initiation at RNA polymerase III promoter. Gene Ontology annotation, cellular component: RNA polymerase III complex. The transcript is spliced from 5 exons.
AUUUUUCCUGAUUUUAUUAUUUUUGUGUAAUACACUUGUAUUAAUAUCAAGGAUAAGUAAUUUAGGGCAGCAAUUCAAACUAGAACAAGCCAGAACUAUAAUCCUCAAAAUUACGGAUUUAAAAAACGAUGUGAUAUGCAUUGUCCUACAAUGUCUAGCCAAUUUCUGUCAUGUAUUUACAUAACACAUGUGGAGACAGGAGAAUUGAGAUAUUUAUUUCAAUAGUCUGUGCCAUACUACAAGUACAAAAAAAAAGAAAGUCAAAACUACAUGUAGUUUUGAAAAUAGGUUUAUGUAUUGCUUUAUAUGAUAUAACAGACAUAGGCCACUCUUUUAUAUUUCCGGGCGAUGGUUCAUCACAUACAGAAGUCAAAUUCAGAUACAUAGUUUUUAGGCCAAUUGUUGAAGAAAUACUAAUUGGAAAAAUAAGAAGUUGCAGCAGGGAAGGUGUCCAUGUAACUAUGGGAUUCUUUGAUGAUAUUCUAAUACCAGUCAAUGCACUUCAACACCCAUCACGGUUUGAUGAAACAGACCAAGCUUGGGUUUGGGAAUACCCUAAGGAAGAUGGUGAAAAACAUGAUCUAUUUAUGGAUUCAGGUGAAUCAAUUAGGUUCAGAGUUACGAGUGAAGCUUUUGAGGAAAUUUUACCAAGUGGACCACCAGGUUCUGAAUGUACAACACAGACAGUGGCCCCAUAUAGGUUAAUUGGUGGCAUAAAUGAACCUGGUUUAGGUUUACUGACCUGGUGGGAAGCACCAGAACAAGAUGAUGCUGAAGAAGAUGAGGAAAAUGAUGAAUAAAGAGAGUUUACCAAUUU